Plutella xylostella (diamondback moth) is the source of this 655-nucleotide messenger RNA. Its product is annotated as succinate dehydrogenase assembly factor 2-B, mitochondrial. Gene Ontology annotation, biological process: mitochondrial electron transport, succinate to ubiquinone; tricarboxylic acid cycle; mitochondrial respiratory chain complex II assembly. Gene Ontology annotation, cellular component: mitochondrion. Lineage: Eukaryota; Metazoa; Arthropoda; Insecta; Lepidoptera; Plutellidae. The record is from RefSeq and is a predicted model, not a curated record.
GUCACUGUCUCAUUGACAAAUGACAUUUGACAUUUUCAAAAAUAAAAACAUUGCGUAAUUUUUGAAAAUUUCCUUGUUUUGUUAAACGUAAUAAUUCCAAAAUGAUGCGAAUUCGUCCUCUCGCCAACCUGCUGAUGAGGGCUCCCAGAGCGGCUGCAAUGAGCGACUCUGUCAAGUCCAUGGACACCACUUACAUGGAAAUUCCAGUUUAUCCAGUAGAAAAACCACAGCCUCUGGAAACGCGUAAAGCUAGGCUGCACUACCAGUCGCGCAAGCGCGGCAUGCUGGAGAACGACCUUCUCCUCAGCACCUUCGCCAAGAAGUACCUGGACUCGUUCACCGAGCAGCAGACCAUGAUGUACGACCGCCUCAUCAACUCGCCCAGCAACGACUGGGACAUCUUCUACUGGAUCGUCGAGAAGAAACCCACGCCCGAGGAGUUCGACAACGAGAUCAUGACCAUGCUGAAGAAACACGCCAAGAAUGAAGAUAAGAUACUCCUGAGCCAGCCCGAUCUGUAUUAGUGAAGUGAUGAUUUAGUGCUUGUAUUUGCCUCUUGUACUUACGCUUAUUUAUUGAUGUCAUUUAUAAAUUGCAAUUUUGUUAAACAGCUUCUAAGUUUAGGAUACUUUUUAAAUAUAUCUAGUGUAAAUUA